CUUAGUUAUACCACAGCACUACAUUUGCAGCGGACGCUUUUCCAGAGGAAUGCGCCUCUCCUACCACCAGCAUCGAGGAUGUAUACCAUAUCCAAAGCGCAUCUUCUCGCCACCGCCGCCGUCCUCUCCCUGAUCAUCACGACCUUCCUUAUCUUCGGCACGCAGUACUCCACCUCGGUCGCCAACUAUGCGCUGAAGACGUCUCUGCAAACCGGGGGCUGUCCCCCGCAGCACGUGGCAGUGGAAAUGCCUGUAAGCAGCAGCAACACCACCGACUGGGAAUUCCAGGUGGCGCGCGACGGCAACAACUACGGCCUGACGCCGCCGCAAUGCCGCGCGGCAUUCCCCAAGCUGUUCGCGGAGAUCGACAACGCGACGGCCACGCGCGCACAGAACCCGAUCACCUUUGAAGAGUUGGAUCAGAUUGAGAUGGCAGACGGGAUGGUGCGGGGGGUGAUUGCGGAUGGUCAGCUAUACAUCCUCUCCUACACCCCCCAACCCGUCACCUUCAGCCGCGCCAAAGCAACCCUACACGCCCUGCACCGCGCCCUGGCCGCCUCGCCCACCGUUCUCCCGCCGCUCGAAUUCAUCCUCACCACCGAAGACUUCUACCUCCCUCCUUCUCCCCACCCCCAGAAACCCGGUGCAGGCCCACCGCCCAUCUGGUCCUACACCAAACUGGCCCACCACACUCACACCUGGCUCAUGCCGGACUUCGGGUACUGGUCGUGGCCCGAAGUCCAGAUCGGGCCGUACGCCGCGCUGCGCAACCGCAUCGCCGCCCUCGAAUCCGCCCUGCCCUUCGCGCAAAAGCGCAAACAACUGCUGUGGCGCGGCAGCACGGCGACCAACCCGGGCGUGCGGGGGACGCUCCUCAAAGCGAGCCAGGGGAAGAGCUGGUCCAGCGUGCACACCCUCGACUGGGACUCCGCGGAUGCUUCCGCCACGGGCCUGCCAUCGGCAUUCCUCCCGAUGCACGAACACUGCGCCUACAUGUUCCUCGCGCACACGGAGGGGCGCAGCUUCUCCGGCCGCGGGAAGUACCUGUUGAACUGCAGGUCGGUGGUGCUCUCGCACCCGCUGACGUGGCGGGAGGCGCACCAUGCGGCGCUGGUGGCGGCGCCGCAUCCGGCGGCCAAUUAUGUGGUCGUGGAGGAGGAGGGGUGGGCGGACUUGGAUGCCAAGAUGCGCUGGUUGAUUGAUCAUCCCGAGGCGGCGGAGCGGAUUGCCGAGGAGGCGGUGCGGACGUUCCGGGACCGGUACUUGACGCCCGCGGCGGAGGCGUGUUAUUGGCGCGAGUUGAUCGUGAAAUACAGUGGGGUGUUGGGGUUUGUGCCUGUGGUGGAGGGGCGGGAGGGGGUGGUGGCUUUUGAGGAUUGGGUUUUGGGGGUUUCGUAG
Molecule: messenger RNA, 1398 nt
Organism: Aspergillus uvarum CBS 121591
Lineage: Eukaryota; Fungi; Ascomycota; Eurotiomycetes; Eurotiales; Aspergillaceae
Product: DUF821 domain protein
Exons: 2
Coding region: 79-1398 (439 amino acids)
Source: RefSeq, a predicted model, not a curated record